GAAUAUAAGGCUAAAACCGGAAGUGUGGCCGGCCUGUAUCCGAUGGAGAUUUCUAAUGAACCAAAUGGUAUCUGUGAUAACCACAAUGCGAUGCAAGCUGUGAAGAUGAAGCCGUUUGUAUAGGCACUCAGGCCCUCAGAGACAACACGUUGAACCACCUGGUGUGAUAGCAAAUUAAGACUCAAUCUGUCACUUGUUAGUAAACUCGCUUGCAGUCUGUUGAGUCAAUGGUUUAUUCUUCACCUAUUGCACAGGAUCACGCUCUGUAAACGACCUGUUUAGCUAACGCUCCUUUCGUCUGCUGUGCAAUAAACAGUCGGUCUACUCGAUGGUCCCUCCUUCGCUCCGUCGUGCACGGAUCCCCGCUCUCUUCUUCUAGUGAUGGCUGCAAACUUCUGGAAGAGCUCGCACUGUCAGCAGUGGCUGCUUGAGAAGCAGCUGCUUGACCAAGUGCGGCAGGACGACCUCGCCGUUCUCUCCGAGGACGAGUACCAGAAGGUAAUGAUCUUCAUCGCCGGCCUCGUGCAGGCGCUCGGCGAGCAGCUGAAGGUCAGGCAGCAGGUCAUUGGCACGGCGACAAUGUACAUGAAGCGCUUCUACUCGCGCAACUCUCUCGGCAGCGUUGACCCGCUGCUGCUCGCGCCGACCGCCAUCUUCCUCGCUUCAAAGGUCGAGGAGUUUGGCGUGAUAUCGAACAGUCGGCUGAUCUCGACGUGCCAGGCAGUCGUGAAGAACCGAUUUGCGUUCGCGUACCCUCAGGAGUUCCCCUACAAGAUCGCGCACGUGCUCGAGUGCGAGUUCUUUUUGCUCGAGCUGAUGGACUGCUGCCUCGUGCUCUACCACCCCUACCGGCCGCUGCUCCACUACGCGCACGACAUGGGCGAGCCUGAGCGUGUGCUGCCGCUCGCGUGGAAGAUCGUCAACGACUCGCUGCGCACCGACGUGCACCUGCUGUACCCGCCGUACCAGAUUGCCCUCGCAGCGCUGCACAUGGCCUGCGUCAUGCUCAACCGCGACGCGAAGCAGUGGUUCGCUGAGCUGUCCGUCGACAUGGACAAGAUCAUGGAGAUCACGAGGCAGAUCCUCGCGCUGUACACGCUCUGGAAGAACUACGACGAGAAGCGAGACAUUCCGGCCAUCCUCAACAAGAUGCCAAAGCCAAAGACGGCGCCAGACAAGUAGCUGUGCGGGCCGUGUGUGAUUGGUGAAAAUAACUGGAAAAUACCUAGGUAAUAUUUUCGUCUGCUGGGCUUAUUCGGCGGAUGCAGUUGAUGGGUCAAUCGCUCCUGCUGGUGACAUCAUUUUGCAGGUUUUAUCAGAGAUUGUACAUCGCUUAAAAUUGCAUUUACGAACACUAACUGGACGUGUUUAGGUUACGGUUGUAUUUGACUCAUGUUACACAUUGUAACUUUGGCAGCUUGGUUGUCGUAGUUAUGAUAUGCAAUGUUAUUGUGUAUAUAUUCUUUAUGAGCUAUAAAUAUGUCGCAGGGCUGGCAGAGACAGAAUUUCCUGCUGCUAUACAUAUGUCUGGAGAUAGAACCUCAAACAUUCUUGUACUUACGCGGUAGACCAUAACUUGUGUUCUGCAACUAUUAUACGACGCAACUAUUACAUGUUUACUAUGUAAUGUACAUGUCUCUGGUGGCAAGCGCUGUUCAUUCUGAUGCAAGCUUAUACUUAUAGCCAUCCUGUCCCAUUGUUACCCGAUGUAUGCGCACAGUACAUUGCUUUAUUCCUUGAUGUGCAGACUUGUUUUGGACCAGUUUUUAAUUAAUUAUAAGGUAAAUUAUUGAACGGGAGUGAGGUCAGAAUAGUUUACUGACAAUAUCAUCGCGUUAAUGAAAUUUUAAUUUUCAAAGCAAGAACAAUUAUUUUAUAUAAUUGGCAUAAUCUUGGAGAGAAACGAAACUUGACUACAAUGAUAGUAAGUCUUGCAGUGAAAAUGGCUUUGUUGGUGAUUUGUAAAUUGAAUAAACUAUGAUUGAAGUCCUACUGUUAAAAGGU
Priapulus caudatus is the source of this 2004-nucleotide messenger RNA. RefSeq names its product cyclin-C-like. The record is from RefSeq and is a predicted model, not a curated record. Gene Ontology annotation, molecular function: cyclin-dependent protein serine/threonine kinase regulator activity. Gene Ontology annotation, cellular component: mediator complex; nucleus. Bases 382 to 1182 code for a protein of 266 amino acids. The transcript is spliced from 2 exons. Gene Ontology annotation, biological process: positive regulation of transcription by RNA polymerase II. Lineage: Eukaryota; Metazoa; Priapulida; Priapulimorpha; Priapulimorphida; Priapulidae.